AUGGUUCCGCGCCGCGCGCUCCUGCUGCCGCUGCCGCUGCUGCUCCUGUUCGCGCAGCCGCGGUUCGCCGCCGACACUGCGGCGCGCGCCAGGCUCCCCGAGACGGUGCGGCCGCUGCUCUACGAGCUGCUCGUGCAGCCCAACCUGACGUCACUGAGCUUCCGCGGGACGGUGCGCGUGCAGCUGGAGGUGCUGCAGGACACCGAGGAGAUCGUGCUGCACAGCAAGGAGCUGCUCAUCUCCAGGGCGGAGCUGCAGCUGGGGCCCCGCGGCCUCCUCCUUCUCCCCCUGCAGGUGCUGGAGCUGCCGGCCCUGGAGCAGGUGGCGCUGGCGCCCGCCGGCGGGGGGGGCCCGCUGGCGCGCGGGGGCGGCUACGUCUUGCACGUGGACUUCGCGGGCAAGCUCUCGGACAGCUUCCACGGCUUUUACAGGAGCACGUACCGCACGCGCGACGGAGAGGAGAGGGUCGUGGCCGCCACGCACUUCGAACCCACCCACGCCCGCGCCGCCUUUCCCUGCUUCGACGAGCCGGCCUUCAAGGCCAACUUCUCCAUCCGCGUACGCAGGGAGCCCCGGCACAUGUCCCUGUCCAACAUGCCCAAGCUGGAGAGCGUCGAGCUGCCGGGGGGACUCUUGGAAGACCGUUUCGAUGUCAGCGUCAAGAUGAGCACCUACCUGGUGGCUUUCAUCGUCUCCGACUUCCUGUCCGUGAGCAGCACAACCCAGCACGGAGUUAAGAUCUCGGUGUAUGCUGCUCCCGAGAAGAUCGACCAGACAGAGUUUGCCCUGAAAGCCGCAGUAAAGCUCCUGGACUUCUACGAUGACUACUUUGGCAUUCCGUACUCGCUUCCCAAACAAGACCUGGCUGCCAUUCCUGACUUCCAGUCUGGUGCGAUGGAGAACUGGGGCUUGACUACCUACCGGGAGUCGGGACUCCUUUUUGACCCCCAGAAGUCUUCUGCAUCCGACAAGCUGUCGAUCACCAUGGUCAUCGCCCAUGAGUUGGCCCAUCAGUGGUUCGGUAACUUGGUCACCAUGCAGUGGUGGAACGACUUGUGGCUGAAUGAAGGCUUUGCCAAAUUCAUGGAGUUUGUGUCCGUCAACAUCACGAACCCUGAGCUGGAAGUGGAGGACUACUUCCUCAGUAAAUGUUUCGAAGCCAUGGAGGUGGACGCUUUGAGCUCAUCGCACCCAGUGUCCAGCCCCGUCGAGGACCCAGCUGAGAUCCGGGAAAUAUUCGACGACGUGUCCUAUGACAAGGGAGCUUGUAUUCUGAACAUGCUGAGGGAUUUCCUCACUCCAGAGGUCUUCAAAAGGGGCAUCAUCCGCUACCUUCGGCGCUACAGCUACCAGAACACGGUGAACGCACAGCUGUGGGAAAGCUUCGCGAGUGUCUGUCAGCCGGGCCGUUCUGAUGAGGAGAGACUCUCUGGGGACGGAUUCUGCUCAAGAAGGAAGGAACGGAGCGGAACCUCGAAGUGGUACGCAGAGGACGGCCUGGAUGUGCAUGAAAUGAUGGACACUUGGACGCUACAGGAGGGCUUCCCGGUGGUUACUGUGGAGGUCCGAGGGCGCGAGGUGCGACUGAGUCAGGAGAGGUAUCUGAAGAACAAGGAGCCGAGCCAGAGCUCCAAGUUCCUGUGGCAUAUUCCGCUGACUUACAUCACCAGCAGGUCCAACACAGUACAUCGCUUCCUGCUGAAAACCAGGACAGAUGUGCUGCACCUCCCAGAGGAGGUCGAGUGGGUCAAGUUCAACGUGGACAUGAGGGGCUACUACAUAGUGCACUACGAGGCAGGCGGCUGGGAUGCUCUGGUCUCGCUCCUGCAGCACAACCACACAGCGCUGAGCAGCAACGACCGCACCAGCCUCAUCAACAACGUCUUCCAGCUGGUCAGCGUUGACAAGGUGCCCCUGGACCGAGCUCUGGACCUGAGCCUCUACUUGAGCAAGGAGACAGAAAUCAUGCCUGUAACACAGGGCCUCAGUGAGCUGGUGCCCCUCUACAAGCUCAUGGAGAAGAGGGACAUGGAGGAUGUGGAGAACCAGCUGAAGGCGUACAUCGUGAACCUGUUCAGGGAGCUCAUAGAGCGCCAGUCCUGGAGCGACGAGGGCUCCGUGUCCCAGCGGAUGCUGCGCAGCUACCUGCUGCUCUUCGCCUGCGUGCGCGGACACGCGCCCUGCACGCGCGCUGCCGGGGAGCUCUUCCGGAAGUGGAAGGAGUCCGACGGCACCGUGAGCGUGCCCAGUGACGUGAGCCUGGCGGUGUACUCGGUGGGGGCGCGAUCCGAGGAGGGCUGGGACUUCCUCUUGGACAAGUACCGCCGCUCGCUGUAUUCCUCAGUGAAGAGCCGCAUCAAGACUGCGCUCUGUACCAGUCCGCUGGGCCACAAGCUCCAGUGGAUUCUGGAGCAGAGUCUGGAAGGAGAGGUGCUCAAGACUCAGGACCUGCCCUACGUCCUCGUCUCUGUGAGCAGGAACCCCAAGGGCUACAGACGCGCCUGGGACUUCCUGAGGGCCAACUGGGAGCGGCUGCUCAACAAAUUUGACCUGGGCUCUCCGGCCAUCGCGCACAUGGUGACCGGGGUCACCGGCCAGUUCUCCACGCGGGAAAUGCUGGAAGAGGUGCAGCACUUUUUUAGCUCGCUCAGGAAGGAGACCGGAGCAGGACUGCGCUGCCUCCAGCAGGCCUUGGAGAGCAUCGAGGAGAACAUCCGCUGGAUGGAUAAGAACCUGCCGCUCCUGAAGGCCUGGUUAGACAAACGCGGGCCCUUCGAGGGCCCCGGAGACCACGGCCUGUGAAACGCAGCUGCGUCCGCGUGCUGUCCCUCCGGGAACCCGACCCGAACACGAAAAGAGCGGGAGAGGCGGCCGAGGGAGCUGCUGGCACAGCGAUCACACUUUGUGUGUGUGUGUAUUAUAACUCUUAUGUCCAUUGCUGUUGUGGAAAAAACAGGUGUCUUUAAAAAAAAAAAAAAAAAAAAUGGACAUAAAGAAUAGAAUGUUGCUUCAAGUGUUACUGUCAGUGGCCUUUAUAAAGAUUUUAUUGUAAA
Messenger RNA from Scleropages formosus (Asian bonytongue), 3053 nucleotides. Its product is annotated as endoplasmic reticulum aminopeptidase 1-like. The transcript is spliced from 18 exons. Gene Ontology annotation, biological process: peptide catabolic process; proteolysis. Gene Ontology annotation, cellular component: cytoplasm; membrane. The record is from RefSeq and is a predicted model, not a curated record. Bases 1 to 2802 code for a protein of 933 amino acids. Gene Ontology annotation, molecular function: peptide binding; metalloaminopeptidase activity; zinc ion binding. NCBI's taxonomy places the organism in Eukaryota, Metazoa, Chordata, Actinopteri, Osteoglossiformes, Osteoglossidae.